Molecule: messenger RNA, 828 nt
Organism: Penicillium canescens
Lineage: Eukaryota; Fungi; Ascomycota; Eurotiomycetes; Eurotiales; Aspergillaceae
Exons: 2
Coding region: 1-828 (275 amino acids)
Source: RefSeq, a predicted model, not a curated record
AUGCCCAAGUCUGCGAUUUCCACCCUGCUAGUCACAUUUGGCGAGAUUCGCGGAUGGAAAGGGGCAUUUCACGCCCAUCAGUUCCGGUAUGGAAGUGGUAAAGUGAUCAACGAGAGUGGGUGGGUGAGCAAGGAGCAACAUAUGUUGAUCAUGAAGCAUGCCAGCCCCUGCACCUUUCUCAACCACUAUCAUCCCCUGCAAAUCGACACUGACAUGAUCCGGGUGAUCUGUGGCCUUGACCCGGAUGUGGAACUGAUGCGAGCUGUUACACGGCAAAGCAGUUGGCGAGACACGCGACGCCCACGCUACUUGACCGAUCAACAAAGGGCACAGGUUGAAGAACAUUCUGAGUUGGAAGAGGCACGGCGCAACCUAGACAAUAUCCGCGCGCAGUACGAGGAGACCCAGGAACCCGGCCUGCUUCCUAGACUCCAGCAACGGGAGAAGGAGGUGAGAAAUACGCGAAAAAGGUUGCACCGGAGCUUACGACAUGAGAUCCGAGAGAAAUUUGAUGAAGAGCAAGCCUUCUUGGAUAUCGAGGCGCAGCUGUCGGGUACCACAGUCAAGGAAGAGAGCGAAGACUCACCCUUGGAAGACACCAUGCACCCCCUUCAGUUGCAUCUCGUGCAGAGUCUUCUUUCCUACCCUGUUUCUAACUCGUUGGAGGAUGAGUGGCAUCGGCGCGAUACGGGUACUGCAGCGGUUGUUCAGAAAGCUCCUGAAUCUGCUUCGCCGACUGGAAGGUCUCUGGUUUCUGGAGCGGCCCUUCCUGGAAUGACUCAAGCUCCUCGAAUGCCGCUCAAAAGCCCAAUCGUGCCAGUCUUAUGA